AUGACGACAGAAGAUAACUUCAUAAAAGACGUUUAUGAUACUAAACAGCUACCAUUAGCUUUUUUUGAGCCGAUUACAAGACAAGCUAAAGUUCCUGGUGAUAUCUUUGAUAAUGCUAGUAAAACUUUACUCUUAACAACUCAAUUUUUAAUUUCAAUUUCACUUGGUUCUGUAACUCUUCUUACUUUUUGUUUUUUGAGGACUCGAUGGCGUUCAAUGUUUGCUCCACGUUUAAGGCUUAAAAGGCUUGCACCAGAUCCUUUACCACCAUCCUUUUUUGGAUGGAUAGUACCUUUAUAUAAAAUUCCCGAAUCAACAGUCCUGAACAGGGUUGGUUUAGAUGCAGCUGUGGAUCCAGAUGAUUCUCACGGUGAUGAUCCUAAUGUCGAUAAUAAUUUUGGUAAUGAUCCUAUCGAGCUUCCAGUAGACAAUAGGCCAGAACCAUUGCCUGUCUUAAUUUCAUAUGCUCUAUUCACAUGGGUCUUUUCCAUCGCAUCUUAUUAUUUUAUGUUUUACAAUUAUCGGGAAUUUUCUAAUGUAAGGCAUAGAUAUUAUCUUAAAUGGAAAGAAACAAUUACUUCUAGGACUGUUAUGGUAACCGUUAUUCCAAAGAGAAUACAAACAGAUAGAGCGCUUGCUGAAUUUUAUGAUUCGUUAGGUUUUGGUCCUGUUGAAAGUGCUGUUAUCUAUCGAUAUGUAAGGAGGUUAAGACAUGCAAUUAAUGAUAGAUUAAAGGCUUUAAAAAAAUUGGAAAUGGCAUAUACAGAAUAUUUGGGGAACCCGUGUACAGAUGAUGAUUAUGAUCGUGAUGAAACGCUAAAGGCAUUUGAGCAUGCACAAACUAUAGACCCUUCAUCAACUGAUGAAGUGACAUCUGCUGUUCUUUCACCUGUUGGUCGAAAUCGUCCUACAAUGAGGACUGGAUUAUUUGGAUUAUUUGGUAAAAAGGUAGACAAGAUUGAAUAUUAUACCGAAAAAUUUAAUGAAAUUGAUAAAAUGGUUCAACGAGGUAGACGUGGUGCUUAUCAUUCUUCAUCAGUUGGAUUUGUUACCUUUGAAAAUAUAACUAGUGCGCAAUUAGCUGCUCAAAUUCUUAUAAGACCUGAACCUUUUCAAUGUCAAACUACUCUUGCACCAGAGCCACGUGACAUUUAUUGGAGUAAUCUUACAAUUAGAAAUAGGGAAUAUCUUAUUCGAACCAUAUGGGUCAACAUUAUUGUAUUCUUUAUAGUAUUUCUUUGGUCUGGGCCUAUAACAUUUUUUGCAUCGUUGCUAAGCUUAGAAGCUUUAUCAAAAAUAUUUCCUUGGUUAGCGAAUUUGGCAAAUAAAAAUGAAAUGUUGAAAGGUUUAAUCCAAGGGACACUUCCUACCCUUGCAGUAUCUUUGUUUAACAUAGUUGUUCCAAAAAUUAUGAUUGUUCUUUCCAAACGUCAAGGAUUUCAUGCACGUAGUGUGAUCGAGUUUUCAACAUUUGCCAAAUAUUAUUUCUUCUUAUUGUUUAAUGUUUUACUUGCCUUUACUGUUGCUGGUGCUGUGUUUACCACUAUACAAGAAAUUAUUGAUAAUCCAACAGGAAUUGCACAUAAACUGGCAACAACUUUACCACAAGAAUUGGAUUAUUUCCGGCACAUUUAUUACAAAUAA
Messenger RNA from Entrophospora sp. SA101, 1644 nucleotides. The record is from the annotation of a GenBank genome assembly. NCBI's taxonomy places the organism in Eukaryota, Fungi, Glomeromycota, Glomeromycetes, Entrophosporales, Entrophosporaceae.